AUGUGGGGAUGGAUGAUUAGGCAAGGCCGGACGGCACCAUCAUCACCCGCAUCAUGGAACCUGAUCCUCAUCCGUAACAUGGGCGGCGGUCCUCGCACCUUCCCCGGCGGCGUAAGCAAAUGGAAAUGGAAACGCAUGCACGAAAAACGAGCCAAAGAGAAACAGAAAAACCUCCUCGAACAAGAGAAACAACUCUACCAAGCUCGCAUUCGAUCUCACAUUCGCUCCACUCUCUCGCCUCCACCUUCAUCCUCUUCUUCCGCCACUCACAACCCCAUCUCCCCUCACCAACACAUCAAAGCCCUCGCCGAUCGUUUCGUCAAAGACGGCGCCCAAGAUCUCUGGAACGACCUCGACGGUCCGAUUACCCCAACCCAAGCUCAGACCCAACUUCAACCCCAAACCUCCCAGCAAAUUGAUUUACGCAAUCAGAAUUUGACUAACUUUUCUAACUAUUCGCAAAUUAGGGGUUACCGUUCUGUUUCUGAAGUUAGGUUUUUGGCUGAUGGGAAGCGGGUUAGCACUGAAAAGCCUGAAAAACGUAGAGUUUGGAGAAAGGGUGAUUCUUCUAGCGAGAGUGAGAGUGAGGCUGAAGAUGAAUCUAGGAAUCAGGGUUAUUAUUCCAAUAUGGGUAGUAUUGCUUCAUUGGGUAAAUAUGAUGGGAAGAGGGAGAGGAGAGUUAUGCCGAAGGCUUAUGAUGAUAGAACUGAUUUUUCUGAGCAGGUUGAGUUGAUUAAGUAUGAGCUUAAUAAGAAGAAGUUGAGUCAAAGUGAAGAGAAUCAGGGUCAGGAACAGGAAAAUGUUCUUACUCAGACAAGAUUUGAAGAGUGUGCUAUAUCACCAUUGACAAUCAAAGCACUUUCUUCAUCUGGUUACAUUCAUAUGACGCGGGUUCAAGAGACUAGCCUCCCCAUUUGUCUUGAGGGUGUGGAUGUUAUGGUUAAGGCUAAAACUGGCACUGGAAAAACUGCAGCUUUUUUGCUUCCUGCUAUUGAAACAGUUCUGAAAGCUAUGAGUAGCAAUACCUCUCACCGUGCCCCGCCAAUAUCUGUUCUUAUUCUAUGCCCUACCAGAGAACUUGCAAGUCAAAUUGCUGCUGAAGCAAAGGUUUUGCUGAAAUAUCACGAUGGCAUUGGGGUGCAGACUCUAGUUGGAGGUGUGCGAUUUAAAGUUGACCAGAAACGCCUUGAAUCAGAUCCAUGUCAGAUGCUUGUUGCCACACCUGGUAGAUUGCUGGAUCAUAUUGAGAAUAAGUCUGGAAUAUCUGUACGAUUGAUGGGCUUGCAGAUGCUUGUACUUGAUGAAGCUGAUCAUUUAUUGGACCUUGGGUUUCGAAAGGAUAUAGAAAAAAUUGUUGAUUGUUUGCCCCGUCAAAGGCAAUCCUUACUGUUUUCUGCAACCAUCCCAAAGGAGGUCCGUCGAAUAUCUCAGCUUGUUUUGAAAAGGGAACACAAAUAUGUGGAUACAGUUGGAAUGGGUUGCGUGGAAACUCCCGUUCAGGUAAAGCAAUCAUAUCUUAUUGCUCCACAUGAAUCACACUUUCAGAUAGUACACCAUAUUUUGAAAGAGCAUGUCUCGCAGACACCUGAUUAUAAGGUUAUUGUUUUCUGUAUUACUGGGAUGGUGACAUCACUUACCUAUAACCUGCUUCGGGAAAUGAAACUGAAUGUCAGGGAGAUACAUUCUCGAAAACCUCAGCUGUAUCGGACUCGUGUAUCAGAAGAGUUUAAGGAAUCUAAACAAAUGAUUCUUGUCUCCUCUGAUGUUUCAUCACGUGGAAUGAAUUAUCCUGAUGUUACUUUAGUUAUUCAGGUGGGAAUUCCAACAGACCGUGAACAAUAUAUACAUCGUCUUGGAAGAACAGGACGGGAAGGCAAAGGAGGGGAAGGCAUAUUGUUGAUUGCACCAUGGGAAGAGUAUUUUUUAAGUGAGAUCAAGGAUCUUCCUCUAGAGAAAUUCCCCUUACCAGAUUUAGAUCCACAAGCACAGCUUAAGAUUGAGCAAUCAAUGGCAAAGAUUGAUAAUGACAUCAAAGACGCAGCUUAUCAUGCUUGGCUCGGUUAUUAUAACUCCAUCAAAGAAAUUGGGAGGGAGAAGAGCACAGUAGCUGAGCUGGCAAACCGGUUUUCUGAAUCCAUUGGUUUACAGAGGCCACCUUCUCUGUUUCGAAAAACUGCACUAAAAAUGGGUUUGAAAGAUAUUCCUGGCAUUAGAAUUCGUAGAUAG
Molecule: messenger RNA, 2226 nt
Organism: Vicia faba (fava bean)
Lineage: Eukaryota; Viridiplantae; Streptophyta; Magnoliopsida; Fabales; Fabaceae
Source: the annotation of a GenBank genome assembly